GUCGAUAUGGUGUAGUUAAUAUUGUGUUGAUGUUUUCUACAAGAUGCAAAUCAUGGGUAAUUACUUGCUCUAGACAGCGUAGAAAUUGCUCUUGACGAGCUUCCUUUUCUCCUCCUCCUUCUCAUUUCGAUGCUCGGGCCCGCCAUAGCUUCACCGUUCCUUCUCGCAGUCAACUCUUUUCUCCUUCUGGCAUCUUUCUUUCUUAUAUCUUCCUUCUCAUUCUCACGGUACACUUGCAGAGUCGUACCUGCACAGCAUUCUCCAUUCCGCUCCUCAUCUCUUCAACGGGCCUUGACCUUGAUCUCUGUGCUCAUCACUCUUGAUGUUUUGUCAUGGCUGCAGCAGGAGCCAGACUUUACGGGCCCGGAAGACAAGUUGGGAACAACAAUGAACGCAGGGUCAUACAGAUGAGUAUAGUGUGCGAGGUGAUCCACAGCGCUCAGGUGGGGGCACCGUCGUUCAGCGAACACUAUUGAUUUGCCUUCUAUGCUUGACAUAUUUUCCGUGCCGAAAGUACAUCGUCUAAAACGCCUAAAACCAUGAUGAAGA
This is a messenger RNA of Neurospora hispaniola, 549 nucleotides long. RefSeq lists its product as uncharacterized. NCBI's taxonomy places the organism in Eukaryota, Fungi, Ascomycota, Sordariomycetes, Sordariales, Sordariaceae. The record is from RefSeq and is a predicted model, not a curated record. The transcript has a single exon. The coding region runs from base 130 to 411 and encodes 93 amino acids.